CUUAGUCGAAACGCUACCAGAUCUUGGGCCCUGGCAAAUAUGUUUCAAGCUUCAAGAAGGAGAAGAAGGGUGGCACGCGCUUGUGAUGUAUGCCGUAUGCAAAAGAUCCGCUGCGAUGGUGUUUCGCCUAUUUGUGGCUCGUGUGAGCGACGGAAAGCGCGGUGCUCUUACAACGGCGAGGAUCCGAAAAAGACCCAUGAUCACCGGUAUAAUUUUCGAUUGAAUGAUCUUAGUUCAAACAAUUUAUCUACCAGUCCCCGCCCGCAGCUGCUUCAAAAUCAUAGAGUUGAUGGAAACCAUCUUCCUGCUCGACUUGCAGAUCGCCAAGCACAGGGAGAAAUCGAAGCCGAUAAUGUAUCGACUGACCCAGGGCCAAUAUCUCUGCUGGAAUCCGAGCUGCUGCAACCACUUGCCGAAAGCGACAACGGGACUACGGCAACGGGUAUAAUCGCGGGGCAUGCUAGUCACUCGAUUGAGCAAGAUCAGUUCUUUGGAGACUCGUCAAUCGCGUCCUUCUUGAGGCAGAUUCAGGAUGCUGCAGAAAACGAAACUGUUCCUUUUUGCCUGCCGAGUAUAGCUGCACAGUCAUUUUCUGCGGCCCCAACACCCAAAGCAGUUGAUCUGCCGCCACGAGAAUUAGCGGACUACCUCCUAGAUUGCUACUAUGAGAAAAUUCAUACUCUAUAUCCGUUUUUCCACAGGCCUGCCUUUACUCGCGCAUACAGCGCUUUAUGGACGCCCGGGCCUACAACGGAUGCGAAUGACUUUGGAAAACGAGUCGGCUUAGGAGACCCAAGUGUGCCCUGGCCGAUAUUUCAUGCCGGGCUGAACAUUAUUCUAGCACUGGGCUGCCAAUUCUCCUCAUUGGAUAGAGUGACGCGCGAAGCUACCGCGGAUGCGUUCUUCCAGCGCUCCCAGAGGUUCUUAAAUGGCAUCUCCAUGGAUAAAGGGACUUUGGCUCUUGUCCAGACACUUUUACUGAUGUCAUCUUAUCUGCAAGGAAGCGAGUCCCCGGCACGAGCGAGUAGCAUGAUGUUGGGCCGCCCGCCCAUGAUCCAGGAUUCGGCGGUCCCUCUCCCAGACGCUAUCGAUGAUGAGGCCCUCGAUCAACCGAACCUAGUUUCCAGGUUACCACCCACAGCCUUAUCAAGAACAGAAUUCUACGUGCGCACAUUGCAACUGUAUCAAAUCCUAAGGCAAAUCCUAGCAAGGAUCUUUGCGCCCUGGGAAGGUAGACAGGAGAACCUAGCGGAGCAGCCUCAGGCUGAAAGCAGUCAAGCUAGAAAUGUGAUGGAGCUAGAAGUAGAGCUAUUGGCUUUUAAGUCAGGCCUUCCGGUAGAACUGAAUUGGCGAAAUGGAGAGAUACCGGCCAAUACCACUAAGCAAUAUUCGCGCGAAAGUUGCUUGCUAAGAGCGAGAUUCCUGCAGUAUAGAAUUCUUCUACUGCGCCCUACCUUGAUCCGAUUCUGUCGGCAAUUUCGAGUCUCACAUGCUGCCGCACUGCCGGAAGCGUCUUCCUCAGAGUUGCCGAGCGAGAUCUUUAUGGAUUUCAGGCUCAGCUGCUCUAUAAAUUGCGUCAAGGCGGCCAUCGAGCUGAUACGUCUUAUGAAUGAUACCUCGACAACUGAGCUGGCCAGUGUGUGGUGGUAUAGUGUAUUCUAUACCUUUUCCGCCGGAAUCGUUCUUGCCCUAGCUCGGACAUGCUCCGCUAUCAAAGCCAAGUUUGCAGAGCAGACUUUGGAGGAAUCCUGGAAAAGCUGCUCCGAGUGCCUAGAAAAGAUGAGUUCACUUACAAGAUCUGCUGAGAUCGGCAGCCAGAGUCUCAACAAGGUCUUGUCCCUCCUUAUGCAGGCUCAGCAUGAUCCAUCUAUCAUCAACCCAGCUAUCGGUCAAGAACACAGAUCACAGCCUCAAAGCCAGGACAUGCAUUGCGAGGCUUCGGUAAUUGACUUACCUGCGCCUUCGGCAAUGGAUUGCGGGGAUUUUCUCGGCUUGGAUGAUGAACAGUGCUUUCUCGGUAUGCCGGGUUCCGACAUUUUCACCUACCUGCUGGGUGAACCAGGUUUGGCUGGGUCAAUAGAUAAAACGAUGGGUGACGAGCUUUGGCCUACGGCACCUUUGUUUCUGUGA
Molecule: messenger RNA, 2130 nt
Organism: Aspergillus uvarum CBS 121591
Lineage: Eukaryota; Fungi; Ascomycota; Eurotiomycetes; Eurotiales; Aspergillaceae
Exons: 7
Coding region: 40-2130 (696 amino acids)
Biological process (GO): positive regulation of transcription from RNA polymerase II promoter by galactose; DNA-templated transcription
Cellular component (GO): nucleus
Molecular function (GO): DNA-binding transcription factor activity, RNA polymerase II-specific; RNA polymerase II cis-regulatory region sequence-specific DNA binding; zinc ion binding
Source: RefSeq, a predicted model, not a curated record